UGUCAUAAAUAACCACACACAGCAGAUCAUCAGUCGGUGCAAAAUGUCGGACGGUAGUAAUGUUUCGUUCUCAACAACUCUCCAGUAUUUGGCACGCUCCCUGGCAAAAAUUACACCACCGCCAUGGCAAAGGGUAGAGCAGUUAAUGAAGAUGUGUCCCCAGCCUGUCUCAAUGGGAACAAAUAUUUGCAGAUUGGAUGUACGGAGACAGGAAGCCGUUAUUGCUUUAGGAAUAUACUUCUUAGAAUCGGAUUUGCAAUUUAAAGAUAAGAUUUUGCCAUAUUUGCUUAGUCUGUUGGCUGGACUACCAAAUGCAUUAUGGGUAGAACAAACAGUACAUACAACGAAUGACAGACUGCCUAUGAGUGAGCAGUUUAGUUUUUGUUUAAUGACAUUACUCUCUGAUGUUGCUUGGAAGGACCCCUCACUCAAAGAUCAGAUUGUAUCAUCACAAUUGGUGGUAUUUCAAUUAUUGGCUAAGAUGUGUCAACAGCCAGCUGAUCUUCAGCAAGUAAACCUGUGCAAGUAUGUGAUGCCAUCUUUCCUGGGAGUUGUUCGUGCUCUUGGAAGAUCAAGCUACGACAAUAAACCACUACUUAUCCAAAUGUUCCCAGAGACUAAGCCUUCUCACUUUACCCCGCAUGAACAAAACGAUGUCUUACAUUCUACCUUCAGUACAUUCCGACCAAUUAUCUCCGAGGCAAUGGCCAGACACUUUCCAAAGGAUUUCCAGUACAGUGGCUCAGUGAACUUGUCGCAAAGUGCGGAUUCCAAGCACACAGAACAUGAGAUACAGUGUAAGAGGUAUGGGUUUGAUCCCUGUACUCACCUGUUUACCUGUGUUGGAUCCAUGUUUAGGCCUGCAGUUGUCAUUCAUGGUGCUGAGACCAAGUCAAAAUUGACAUUGAGUAUUGCACAGUUACAAGCAGUACUCUCAGUGGCCAAGAAAAUGAUCUGCAAAGAUACAUGUAAACAGCUAGAUGACAUAGCUGCACAGUUUGUAAGUCAAUAUGGGCCUAGAGCUUUCCCUUACCAGUCAUUUAGUGAGGUCCUUCACUUGUGUAUUGUAGCACUCCUCAGACACUUACUGCAACAUCAAGAAGCUUUACCAGAGAGCUUCACCACAGAUAUCCAGUCAUUUGUCAAAGAUUUAUUCACGUCUGGACAGACGGAGCUUCAGGACCAAACGUUUGAGUCUGCAACAAAAUCAGUGUGCAACUUCAACUCAUUUGAUCUUCUUGUCCAAUGCAAUGCUGCGUGUGUUGAUCUAUUGGUGUGGGCUGCAAGUGAUGAAGUAGGGGCUGAUAGUUUAAUAGGUAGGCUCACAGAGAAGUUGAAUGCAGUGGCUAGUGGAAAGCAGCUAAUUGCCCACAUGCCCCUUCUAAUGUGCUGUCUGGAAGGGCUUGGAACUUUAGCUGAGAAAUUCCCAAUGUUAUCACACGCUACUACCAGUGCGCUUCGGGACUUCCUGCUGAAUCCAUCCAAGGUGCUUGUACGCUUGUUUAAGCAGUACUCUGUGUCUCUUAAGUCAACCAGUCCACAUAUUCAAGUCUCUGGUGGGAGCGGAGUAAAGGUUGAACUGAACAUGACGGAGAUGGACGGCUACAGACACACUAAGUCUCAAAAUAAUUUUGAGCGGUUAAGAGAUGCAGCAAUAUACAACCUAUGCAGAUCAUUGAAAGCUGGUCUAGAGGAUGAUCCUAAUUGUGUGCAGGCCUUCCUUGCUGCAGUGUCUAAUACACUCUAUCUGGCUGUCAACAGUGAUAACCGUGAGUCAAAUUUAAUCUCUAACAAUGCCAUCUUGACUCUCGGUCAUGUGGCUGUCGCUCAUCGGGACACACCUCGUGCGAUGGAAAGCAUCCAGCAAAUCUUACAGCAAAGGUUCUGCCAACCGCCCUCACAACUUGAUAACUUAAUUGUUGAUAUGCUGGGUUCUAUGGUGCUCACUGGACAUUACUUCAAUUCAUUUGAAAUCGGGUUCCGUCGGCCAUCGGUGGUAGAUGACACAGCCCGUAGAUUUUCACGUAGCCAGCGCAGAGAGUCUGCGGUCUACCAGGAUGUGAUGGGUAUGUUUAUUCAGAUAAGUGUUGAGGCAGGUUCAGUUACCUACUCUUCCGAAGAAUCAGAUAAGAUACAACGCUUCAGACACUGUUCUCUAGCUGUUAUCAACGUGCUAGCCAACAUUGCUGCUUGUCUACAAGGGGAAGCUGAACAGCAAGAAUUCCUCAUAAAACUACUAGAAUUAUUUGUUCAGCUAGGCCUAGAAGGCAAGCGUGCCAGUGAAAAAGCUCCAACUGCUGCAAAGGCCUCUAGCAGUGCUGGCAACCUUGGAAUUCUCAUCCCUGUACUGGCUACACUUUUGCGCCGUUUGCCGUUAAUCCAGGAUCCUAAGCAGAGGUUAAGUAAGCUGUUCCGUGACUUCUGGCUCUAUUGUGUUGUGAUGGGGUUUGCUGCUGAAGAAUCAGCACUUUGGCCAAGUGAAUGGUAUGAAGGGGUCUGUGAGAUAGCAAUCAAAUCUCCUCUUCUGACAUCCAGUGAAGGGGAACAUCUUGGCUCAGAGCUCCAGUACAACUCAGCCCUAAGGAAUGAUAGCAUGUCCUAUGCUGAACUGAAUGAAAUUCGUCAGACCAUCAUCGGUCACUUGGAGAACCCUGCUGAGGUGAUACCAUUAAUCAACAAACUAAGCUUUGCUCAGUGUUGCUACCUAUUGUCAGUCUAUCGGCUUGAAACAUUGCGUGUCACGCAUUCAGGUGAUGACUGCACGUUCCGUGGGAUGUUUGAGUACUUGGAAGACAAAGCUAUCUGGAAAGAUAAAGCUGGAAUGUGGCAGUGUCUGCUGGCAGUCUCCGAUCAAGUCUUCAAGAUCUUCAUUGAUAAAAUGGCAAAGAUGGAAAAGACGUCAGUUAGGGAGCAACGUCUUCAGAUUCACGCUCAGUUUCUUCUGAUGAAGUUCAACCAUGUCAUGAAGCAGAUCAGAAAAGUUGCCGAUAAAUUCUUAUCAAAGCUAGUCGACAAGUUUCCUUUUCUGUUAUGGAAUGGUACAGUAUUGUACACAAUGGUUGAUAUACUACAGUUACUGUCAAAAUCCUUGGACAGGAGCAACACACAAGAGGCUGUGGAGUUGGAUGUUCCCAAUAGUCCUUAUAAGCUUAUCGUCAUGGAUACAAGAGAAGCAAGAGAGACUAUCCUACAAGAUUUCUCUGCUCGUUGUGGAGGAAUUUUCCAGGAGGCUGUAAAGUGGGCGCCCUCUAUUACACGAUCUCUCCUGCAGCAAUACCUUAUAACGUUGGAGAACUCAGAUGGACUGUCACAACACAGCGGCUUAGAGUUGGCCACCGAGUCAGCAUUACAAUUUGCAGGGUCUAAUGUUAGUUCGUCCACAUUUGCUCCAGAUAAGCGCAUCAAUACAAAAGCAGAUUCAUCCAACUUUGUGUCUACAAUGAGUUUAAGAAGUCGCUUUGCCGGUGAGGUGGCUGGUAUGAAAGCUAUAUACUCAGAAGCAGGGCCAGGAGGCUUAACCCUUGCAAUGGUGCUGGACAACCAGCUGAAGAAGGUCAGUGCAAAGGGCCUAGAAGAGGGAUUCACGAACAGUAUGUUUAGAGUGUGCUCACUACUCAUAUCUACUAAUGAACUUGAUCGUGUGCUCCUUCACAGCCUGUGUUGGGAACCAGUCAAAGUAUUUACUGCUCAUGCUUUGGAGACCGCUGUUGCAUGCUGGGACUGGUUAUUGGCAGCUCGGCCAGACUUUGAGCUUCAGUUCCUACGAGAGAUGGCUGCAGCCUGGCAACUAACCAUUGAUCAGAAACUGGGCAUAUUUUCUGUGGAAGAAGAAUUGCCAAGUCCCCUAGCUUGCACAUCUACCGGUCCCCCGCCAAACAAACCCCCUAAUGUUGCCCCACAUCAGAUCUGGACACAUUUCCUGGUUCUUCAUUAUGAAAGCAUUCGCUACUCCAACAUUGAUGAAAUAGAGAUAUAUGCUAGGCUGUUAACAAAAUCACUCUCGCUUACUAUCGGUGGAUGCAAACAAGGGAUUAUGUCUCGGCAUGUGGCAACGCUAGGCCCACGUUUCCGUCUCUUAAAUUUGGGAAUGUGUCUACUUCAGGGAGAUACCUUGCUAACAAGUAUCUCCAAGAACGCCCUCAGGGAGCGUAUUUAUGCAACAGCCUUUGAUUACUUUAGUGUGCCACCUAUGUGUCCGACACAGUCGUCUUCAGAGUUGCGAGAUGAUAUUUUGGUACUGUUUAAGUUCUGGUCUUACAUGCAAGCAGAGAGGAAGCACUUGAGAGCAGGAGCUGUGCCCGGUGAAUUUGCAGACCAACUUGAGCUCAUCAUUAACACUAUCCUGAACAAUCUGUCUGGACCAGCAAAGGCAUUCUAUGAACGAGAAUUUGAAUUCUUUGGUAAAAUUACUGCAAUAUCGGGUGAAAUCAGACCAUUCCCUAAAGGGCAGGAGAGGAAGGAUGCGUGCCUGAAAGCCUUAGCACGUAUUGAACUGCAAUCCGGAUGCUACCUGCCAAGUAACCCUGAGGCUGUUGUCCUGGAGAUUGAUCAAAAAUCAGGAACACCGAUGCAGAGUGCUGCAAAAGCUCCAUUUUUAGCCAAGUUUACGGUACAGCAAUGUGGCGUACAAGAACUUGAGGAGAUUGGUAUGGAGGGGGAGAUAACUGAGGAUAAGAAGAAUGCCCAGCAGACCCAGGUACAAGCUGUUAUCUUCAAGGUGGGAGACGAUGUCAGACAGGAUAUGUUAGCACUACAAGUUAUUGGGUUGUUUAAGAAUAUCUUCAAGCAAGUCGGACUUGACCUUUAUCUGGUGCCCUACAAGGUUGUUGCAACAUCACCAGGGUGUGGUGUUAUCCAAUGUGUUCCAGAUUGCAAGUCACGUGAUCAGCUUGGACGGCAAACCGAUAUUGGCAUGUAUGAGUAUUUUAGGACCAAAUAUGGAGAUGAAAAAACACCAGCAUUUCAGAAGGCUCGUAAAAACUUUGUUCAAAGUAUGGUGGCCUACAGUAUCAUUGGCUUCCUCCUGCAGAUUAAGGACCGUCACAAUGGCAACAUCAUGCUGGACUCUGUCGGCCACAUUAUACACAUAGAUUUUGGUUUUAUGUUCGAGAGUUCACCGGGAGGCAACUUGGGCUGGGAAGCAGACAUAAAGCUGACUGAAGAGAUGUUGAUGAUCAUGGGUGGUAAGAUUGAGAGUGCCCCCUUUAAAUGGUUCAUGGAACUGUGUGUUCAAGCUUAUCUUGCUGUCAGACCGUAUCAAGAGGAGAUUGUAUCGCUUGUGGCUCUUAUGCUGGACACUGGCCUUCCUUGCUUCAGAGGUCAGACGAUCAAACUACUCAGAUCUAGAUUUUCUCCAAAUCUGAGUGAUAGAGAAGCAGCCAACUACAUUCUAAAGGUAGUCAAAGAUUCCACAGGCAAUGUUAGGACCCGAACAUAUGACAUGAUUCAGUAUUACCAGAACCAGAUUCCGUAUUGAAAUAUUCAACAAAAACAGCCAAUAAGUAGUCUGCUCAGAUCACCAUUACGAAGAGCUGACCAGUUGCUAACACCAGUACGGGUAGUGGACGACAAGUGCUGGUAGUCAUUGGUGUGAUAACUUAGUUAUCUUAGUAAUGUUUUAUCUUACAUAAAGCUUCUGUUACAUCAGUGCAGUAGUAUAGUAAAGUGCCAUUCAUUUGAUUGGAUGCCUUUGGUUGUAAGUUAAAUUUGAGGAAGAUACAUAACUUUUAAAGAGAGUGUGAAUGGUUAGGUCCUUGAUAAGAAGACAAAGAAUAGAUAUGCACCUGACUUAAUCCUGGCACCAUCCCUCACAGGAAUGAUAUUGAUAUCCCUUACAGGGUAGUAGUCACUGUCAUUCCCAGAAUAAUAUCUUGUCCCUGGAUGUGGAAAUGUGAGGUCCCUGGAAGAUAAAAUGUGGUGUCCCUGGAUUUAAAGUAUGAGAUCCCUGGUUUUAAGUAUGAGGUCCCUGGAUGUUAAGAUUUGAAAUCUCUGUGUGAUAGAAUGUGAGGUCUCUGAAUGUUAAAAUAUGAGAUCCCUGAAUAUUGAAAUACAAGCCCCUGGAUGCUAACAAUAUGAGGCCCCUCAGAUGCUGUCCCUGGAUGUUCCCCAGGGUAGUUUAGUUUCGCAUUAGGAUUACUGCAUGUUAUGUGCUGUAUAAGUUGCGAUAUUCCUUGAUUUCAAUAAUAUUUAUAUCACUUCCAGAAUAAAAUUUAUAAAUCUAGGUGCUAUGCUUUAGAGAUGUAGAAGCAUUUAGUUGCAGAUAACUCUUCCAUUAGAUUAAGACUGUACUUAAUAAUGUCACAAUUUUUUACAUGCAUUUAUAAAUUUUUAAUGUUAUUUUUUCCCCAGACUUUUUUCAAACUUUUAAGCAAUAUCAAAUUGUAAGUGAAUGGUUAAAGAAAGACUGCUAACAUGUGAUUUUUGUAAUAAUUCCAUUUGGGCCAAUAUAUUUAAUGACCAAUUACUUCUUUACUUUAAAUUCUGUUUAUGGGUUAGAAGAAAUUAUAGUGUAGCAAAAUCUACCUUUGCAACCAUUAGGAUAUGUAUGUU
Molecule: messenger RNA, 6549 nt
Organism: Anneissia japonica
Lineage: Eukaryota; Metazoa; Echinodermata; Crinoidea; Comatulida; Comatulidae
Product: phosphatidylinositol 4-kinase alpha-like
Biological process (GO): phosphatidylinositol-mediated signaling; phosphatidylinositol phosphate biosynthetic process
Cellular component (GO): cytoplasm; plasma membrane
Molecular function (GO): 1-phosphatidylinositol 4-kinase activity
Source: RefSeq, a predicted model, not a curated record